AUGAUCCUGCUCAUCAAUAGUGCCAAUUGCCAAGUGGCAGGUUUCGCUGUAGCCACCGUAGGAUGGAUCCUCUCUACCAUUUGCAUGGGCCUCGUGGAGUGGCGAGUGUGGUACAUGGAUAACACCUCCCUCUUCCCCUCGGGCCUGGCCUGCGUGGGAAUGUGGAAAGUCUGCAUUUACCACCGUGCCGGCAACUUUAACAGACCCACAUCGUGUCACCGUUACACCUACCACGAUACUUACCUCCCUGUUGACAUUCAUGUUGCUCAAAACCUCCUGCUGAUUGCCAGCGUUCUAGGGCUCUUGGGGAAAGUCUCCACCACCUUUGCACUUAGGAAUGUGUACGUGGGAAUUCUUUGGAAGAAUGCUACCUGCACUGCAUUUGUUGCUUCAGGAAUUCUGAACAUAGCUGCUGGUGUCUGUAUCUCCAUAGCUGUGAUCUGGAAUUACUACUCGGUGAUGAAUGAGGAGGGUAUCGCCUUCCCGCCACAUUUCUGUAUGCCCUUCAAGCCAGAUACUCAGGAAAUUGGCAGUGCUGUUACAGUGGCAUGUCUGGCUGCCUUCAUGAUGUUGUUAAGUGGGUCGUUUUUCCUCUCUUAUAAAUUCCCCCUGGAGAGCCAACCGCAUCCUGAAGUUUCAGAAGUAUAA
Diceros bicornis minor is the source of this 648-nucleotide messenger RNA. It is a transcript of the gene CLDN34, whose product is annotated as claudin 34. The transcript has a single exon. Gene Ontology annotation, molecular function: structural molecule activity. Gene Ontology annotation, biological process: cell adhesion; bicellular tight junction assembly. Gene Ontology annotation, cellular component: bicellular tight junction; plasma membrane. Lineage: Eukaryota; Metazoa; Chordata; Mammalia; Perissodactyla; Rhinocerotidae. Bases 1 to 648 code for a protein of 215 amino acids. The record is from RefSeq and is a predicted model, not a curated record.